This is a messenger RNA of Drosophila sechellia, 1096 nucleotides long. It is a transcript of the gene regucalcin, whose product is annotated as regucalcin. Gene Ontology annotation, molecular function: calcium ion binding; gluconolactonase activity. NCBI's taxonomy places the organism in Eukaryota, Metazoa, Arthropoda, Insecta, Diptera, Drosophilidae. The record is from RefSeq and is a predicted model, not a curated record. Gene Ontology annotation, biological process: L-ascorbic acid biosynthetic process. The coding region runs from base 99 to 1010 and encodes 303 amino acids. The transcript has 3 exons.
CAGUUUGAACGCGCUACUCAAGGGAGCCGUGUCCAAGGAUUCUCGAUUCUCCAUUCUCGAUUCCCGAUCUCUCAGCUCAAGCUUAAACUAUCUCCAAGAUGUCGUACAAGGUGGAACCACUGCCCGAUUCCUACGCCGGCCUGGGCGAAGGUCCUCACUGGGAUGUGGCCAGGCAGAGCCUGUACUAUGUGGACCUGGAGGCGGGCAGCCUGCUGCGCUACGACUAUGCCCAGAACAAGGUCUACAAGACGAAGAUCGAGGGCGAGACCUUGGCCGGAUUCGUGCUGCCCGUGGAGGGACGUCCGCAGGAGUUCGCCGUCGGCUGCGGUCGACGCGUGGUGAUCGUCAACUGGGAUGGCGUCUCGCCCAGUGCCAAGGUGGUGCGCACCCUGUUCGAGGUGCAGCCGCUGAUGGAUAAGAAUCGUCUGAACGACGCCAAGGUGGAUCCCCGUGGUCGCUUCUUUGGCGGCACCAUGCGCUACAUUGGCGAUGAGUUCGAGUUCCGUCACGGCGAGCUGUACCGCUGGGAGGCCGGUGGCCAGGUGUCGGUGAUCAAGGGCGAUGUGGGCAUCUCCAACGGACUGGCGUGGGACGAGAAGGCCAAGAAGUUCUACUACAUCGAUACCACCGACUACGAGGUCAAGUCGUAUGACUAUAACUUCGAUACCGGCGUGGCCACCAAUCCCAAGGUGAUAUUCAACCUGCGCAAGAACAGUCCCAAGGAUCAUCUGCUGCCCGAUGGAAUGACCAUCGAUACCGAGGGCAACCUGUAUGUGGCCACCUUCAAUGGCGCCACCAUCUACAAGGUUAAUCCCAACACUGGCAAGGUCCUGCUGGAGAUCAAGUUCCCAACCAAACAGAUUACCUCCGCCGCCUUUGGUGGCCCCAACUUGGACAUCCUGUACGUGACCACUGCCGCCAAGUUCGAUCAGCCCGCUCCGGGUGGCACCACCUUCAAGGUGACCGGACUGAACGCCACCGGCUAUCCCGGCGUCAACCUGAAGGUCUAGGAGCAGCAAUCUCUAUCCUUAGCCCCAGUUAAAUGUACCAAUCGAAUCCAAGUGCAAUUAUAUGUUAUGCUCUUUAACGUUUUAAA